AUUCUAUUUACAUUGUUAUCAAAAAGGAAAAGAGAGUGAAAUUAAAUUAGAUUCUCUUAAAAAAAAAAAAGAAAGAUAUAUUAGUCAUCUUUUAUCAAAAGGAGAGAAAGAGAGAAAUAGAGCGAUCAAAAUCAUUUUAAAACACUCUUCCAAGACGGACGACUAUAAAUACAAAUAUUAACAAUGAGAAUUCCAUCUGGAUGUUCAAAACAUGAAAAGUCAAUCAUUGUGGAUAGAGUCAAGGGCUUGAUCUUUGGUGCCAUUAUUGGUGAUAGUCUUGGUUUAGCUACUGAAGGAAUGACAAAACAACAAAUUUCACAAACUUAUGGUGAUGGUCCUAUUCAAUUUGGUAUGGAAGAAAGUGAAGGAAUUCCUUUUUUACGUGAUUCUUAUCGUUCUUCUUUUGAUGACAAUGAUUUUGGUGGUGAUUCUGAACAACAGUUAUUACUUAUUCAAUCUAUUAUACAAAAUCAUGCUUUUAACUAUAAAGAAUAUGCAAAAUUAUUACAAGACUAUAGUCAACAUGGUUUACAAGGAUUACAAAAAAAACCAAUUGGUAUCAACAAAACAAGUCAAAUUGUUAUUGCUCAUCCUGAAUUCCUUAUUAAUCCUCGCAAGGCAGCAGUCGAAGUUUGGCAAACAACCAAUAAUUUACGAGGUGCUAGUGGUGCAUUAGUUAGAGCUGCUUUACUUGGUAUUCCAAAGUUUUGGGACGGUACAACUGUGAUUGAAAAUACUACGGAUUGUUGUAAAAUCACUCAUCCUGAUCCAAGGUGUAUUAUAUCAUGUGUGAUUAUUUCAACUUUGGUGGCAAGAAUUCUACGUGGUCAAGAUUUGGAAACUGAUGAUAAUGAAAACAAUCAUAAUAAUAAAAAGAACAACAAUAGACUCGGUACAACGGAUUCAUUGACUUUACCUCCUACACCAACGGAUACUCACAAAAUGACGGAUGGAAAAGAACGUCGUCGCGUGAUGGAUGAUGAAGUAGUGAUGAAUCAUCAAAUCAACGUUACACCUCCACCUUCUUCACCUUCUUCGAGUUGUUAUACGUCAUCGUCUUUCCCGGGAUACCUUGAAACAGAUACAACACUUAUGAAGAUUGUUCGAAGUGUGAUUGAAACCAACAAAGGGAUCCUGACUGCACCCAAUUCUGAUCCUUUGUUUAUGACGCCUGAAACCGAUGCUACUCAAACUCAAUUAUAUUAUCAACAACUGGUGGAAACCUGUUCUUACUUUGAAGAUGGACCAUUGGAUUUUUCCUUUUUACAGCUGGACUCUAUGAUUCAAGGUUCACUCAAGUGUCUUCAUGCUAGUCUUUAUUCUUUUACUCGUCAUCUGCCUGCUGGUCAAGAAACGGAUUCUUUCAAGCGGAUUUUGAUGGAUUUGGUCAUGCAAGGUGGGGAAGCGGAUACGAAUGCUACAGUAACUGGUGCUUUAUUGGGUGUUCGUUUGGGUUAUUCAAAUCUACCUUCGGAAUGGGUCGUUGGUCUCAAACGCUGGGAAUGGUUAGAAGAUCGGGUGGAAGAUUUUUGUAGUUUACUUUAGAACUUUUUUUUUUUUAUUUUUAUCAUUGAUACCAUACAUCAAUAUUAUUCUUAUUCUUAUUAUUAUCGUCAUUCAACAGCAUAUAGUGUCAUUUUACUUUUCCUCACCCCUCCUUUGUAUCAACUCCUUCAAUAGUUUUCUGGAAAUCUUGUCUUGGAUCCUUCCCUUUUCUGUAUGUAGUGACACUUAUUUAUAUCCCUUCCCAUUCGUUUUAUCUUUUUUUUAUUUAUUCUUUAUUUAUUUACUUCAUCUUCAUUAACCUAUCUACAGUUAUAUAACACACACAAUUUAUCUCUGCAAUACCUUUUUUUUUAUUUUUAUCUCAUACAUAUACUUGUCUAUACAUUUUUUUUUCUACAUUCUUCCUUUUUCCCCUUACAACUC
Messenger RNA from Halteromyces radiatus, 1929 nucleotides. RefSeq names its product ADP-ribosylglycohydrolase-domain-containing protein. The transcript is spliced from 4 exons. Bases 184 to 1545 code for a protein of 453 amino acids. Lineage: Eukaryota; Fungi; Mucoromycota; Mucoromycetes; Mucorales; Cunninghamellaceae. The record is from RefSeq and is a predicted model, not a curated record.